AGCUGUGUCAGGGGAGGUUUAGGCUGGAUAUCAGGAAAAGGUUCUUCAUCCAGGGGGUGGCUGGGCACUGAACAGGCUCCUCAGAGAAGUGGUCACAGCCCCAAACCUGACUGAUUUUUAGAAGAAGUGCUUGGACAGCACAUGGUGUGACUCUUGGGGAUGUCCUGUGCAGGGCCAGGAGUUGGGCUCAGUGAUCCUUGUGGGUCCCUUCUGACUCACAUUGUUCAUAUUAUUCUGUGAUUCUGUGCAGAUGUGUUUGGAAAUUUAGAACUUGUGUUUUGCCAGAAGUGGAACAAGGACUUCUGAAAUAGGUCAUAGUGUGCAUUGGAUUUGGCUUAGGGAGUUGGGGGGUGGGAGAGGAGCUAGAUUCCUGGAUUUUUUUAAUAGCUGAAGUAAUGAGAUUAGUUUGAGAAUAAGAAUAUAAAAGCUAGAUAUCUUUUUGCUAUCUUUCAGCCAUUAGGAAAUUGAUUCCUUACCACCAAACUGUUGCUGACACUCAUGGCGCUACAAAUACAAAAACACUUGCUAUUCACCAUGUGUUGUAUCAUGUUAGCUACAUGUGUUUUAAAUAGCACUUUGUUAUUUUCUUAGCAAUUCCUUCGUCUGUCUGUCACUGCUUGUGUGUGGCAGCUGCACAGGUGCUAAUAGGAACAUGGGCAUGUUCUUAGAGUGGUCUGUCACUGUCACUGCCCCCAGUGACUGUCACCAGACGUUUGCCUCUGGCUGACUGCAGUGUGUGAAUGUCCCUGUUUUCUGUAUUCCAGAGUUGCACAGAAGAAUGUCAGUCAGCCUGAUGGAGCUGGUAUGUGGAUGUAGAUUGUUUAUGUGGCUUCUUCCAAUAAUGCAUUAGCUGGAAUGGAGAGCAUGCUAUCACUCAGGAGAAUAAUUGUAGGGUUGGCAGAUAUGUCUUGUAGCGAACGUGUAAAGCCCUAAUACAUUAGACUUAUCAUGGAAGGUUAAUAGAUAAUGUCAUGACUGAUAAAUACUUUCAUGGGAAAUAAAGCUUAUCAUCAGCCUAGCAAACAGAGAUAUUAAAAGUUUUGUGUUUUGAAAAGUAGUACAUACAGCAGACAAGAAAGUUACAUCUCUUUAAAAGUCAAAAUCCUUAAAAAAAUUUAAGAGCUGUGGUGGAGUCUCCAUCACUGGGGUGGGAUGAUUUUUCAGUCUGAGGACUGCCCCUGACACUAGAAUUGCUCAGAGACUCAUCCAAUUCGUUUAUGAAGGAGACUCGGCAGAGUCAUCAUGGCUCCUUCUUGCUCUGUGACCUGAGGACCUAAAACAGAAGGUGAUAAUUUAACUUGAAAAGUUGUCAGUCUAACUUUGAAGUGUAAAUAAAAUUCAUAUAAAACAAAAGCAGGGAUUUUUUUUCUAGAUUUGUUCAAACUGAUUAAUUUAGGACUGAGUAAUUUUAAAGUUGUGUUGUUCCAGGGGUCUUGGGAAGACAGGAAAACCAGUGCACCAAUGGAGUUUAUUAAAACAGCAAGCUCAGGACAAUAUUAUAGCUUGAUAGCUUCUUUCCCUUUUUUUUUUUUUUUUUUUUUAAUGACUUACACUUUAUCUAUUGCUUUCUUAUCCAUUGCUGGAUCUUGAAAACUAGCUUUAAAAUUGAGUUAAGAAAACAUUAGACUACUUUUGAGAGUUCUAACAUCAGACUUCCUAUGACCUCUGAAAAUGCUAAGAUAUAUUUCUAAAGUACUUUGAGGUAUGAUUAAAACAAGGCUGUAGGUAAGUCUAGAGGUAUUGUUAAUGGAACAUUUCCAAGGAUGUCAAAUGCAGAAUUUUGAAAAGCAUUUUUUCCUCAAUUUUUGUAUUUUAAUAAGGCAAAAUGCUGAGUGAGGGGUGUUACUUAUUUUAGAGUACAAAAAGGAAGGUGGACUAAGGAAGCAUUUUCUCAGUGGUUUCAGUCUACAAAAGAGCAUCUUUUACCAAGAAUUUCAUUUUUCAGUUUUUCAUUCUUCACUUUUAGGAAAAGAAAAUCAUCAUAGCAUGGGUUUUUUUCCCCCCCAUCAAAUUACUAAUUUAUUCAGAAAAGCUAUUUCUGGUAUGUGUUAAAAAUCCUGUUAAAACAUCAAAGCCAUGACUGAUUUUACUCUCACCUGACUGAGUGGGACUUAACUCUGCUCUAGACAACCUGCAGGGAUAGAGCUGACUGAUACCACUGGAACUGUGUCACUUUGGGUUGGUGUAGUCUCCACAGUGCAAUGAAGAGUGUGAUAUAAUUCCAGGAGCCUCUCAGGGAUGUGGUGCAGCAGUAGGUGAGGAGGGGAGUUUGGGGGGAGUUUUCCCAGCUCUGCUGGUGACUGUGGGAACUCCAGGGCAUUGCAAGAGUGGGGCAUAGACAUCUGGGGGGCAUUCAGGCUGUGCGGAGGGGGUCUGUUCUGGGUGUCUGGCAACACAGCCUUACCAAUGCUCUCAUUUGCACCAUGAGAGCAAAAUAGUGCUUGAGUUGUAAAAUAAAAUGUUAGUGAGGUCCAAAGGCCUGUGGAUGUGAACAAUCUUGUACCCAGACCAAUUAAUGGCUAACUCUCAUUUUCCUUACUGCAGUAUCAAGUUACUUUAAAAGCAGUGUAUUUCAGUUUGGACCUUGACUUUGAAAUCUUGAGGAAGAGGCUAAGCAUAUUUAAAAGAAAACACAAGUCCUUUCCAUAUCCUGAACAAUAUGGACAGCAUGUCAUAAACAAACAAAAGGUGAAAGCUUUGACUGCAGUAUAACAUAGCAUACUUGACUACCCCUUCUGAACAGUGAGUUUUUAGUGAAAUGUCUCGGUUUCACUGAGAGCCAGAGUAUCUUAUGUGCUGAGGAGAAGGUUUUGGAGACUACAAUUCAAGCAGGCUGAAAUUUCUCUGCUGGUUACUAUGGCUUCUGGAUGUGCUGUUGGCUGAAGUAGUGUGUGCAUGUGUAUCUGUAUGUUUAGGUUUCCAAAAAAGCAUUUAAUGGCAGUAAAAUUAUAUUAGUAACCUGAAACUUCAGGAGGUGGUCAGGUUCAGGACAUUAACAGAGCAUCAAUUUUUAUCAGUUCCCUCUGAAUGACAGGUGGUGCAGGAGGAGAAGAGGUUGAAGCCUUUCUUUAUAGCCUAUGUGCAUAUGCAAAUUUUUCUGUCUGUAAUAGGAAAGGCACUGACAAGUACUCCUACCAAUUACUCCUAAUUGUUUCAUUUGGAUCAGCUGGAUUGAUCCAACAGAUGCUAUUUAGCAUGAGAUGCACAAGCUAAAUUAAACUCUCUCUGUCAUUUGACUAGGCUGAUAGUUAAACUCACUCCUCUUCAAGCACAUUUUGCUAUUUGCACUGUAAGAUAUUUGUGCAUAUUUAUGCCUGAAGUGAUCCUUGGGACCUCUGACUUACCUCAUUAAAUAAAGAAUACUUUUAGGGGCUGUGUAGAAGGGCUGAUAUCACUUUAGCAAUAUGACAGGUGAUACAUUGUAAGUAUUAUCAUAAUCACCAAAGAUAUUAAAAUGGAUGUCUUCCCCCUAGGAGGAUUUCAGAAUCUUGAAAAACAUUGAAUAUUCUUAAAUGCCCAGCAGUUCCAAACUUGACAUUCUUUGUGUUAGAUGGGAAAAACUUCCCAAAACCAUUAAGUAACUGUACAGAACCUUUAUAAUUAUAUUUGGCAAAGGAUAGAUAAGGAUACAGUAUUUGGAUUUUUUAAAACUUCAUUUAAUUAACUUUUCUAUUAUUUAAUACUUGUAACACUAAUAUAAAAUGAUGACCCCUUCUAUCAUUCUGUUUAGCAUUUCACGGGAUUAAACAGGAUUUUUGGUCUGGACUAUACAAUGGGAUUCCUUAAGGUUUUUCUUCUCAUUAGCACUGAUGACUGAAGGAAGCUGAAUAUCUCAGAAGGCAAAUCGUCCUGAAAGCACACAGUCCAUGGCCUCUGGGAGACCAUUACUUCACUUGGGAAUGGUGAUGACCAAACCAACUGUCUCUUGACUUUUGACUCUGUACUCUGCUCUCGGUCUGACUGUGCCACUUCUUGCUCCCAGACCUAUCUCCGCACCACAGUUCAGGAAAAUGUGGAGCCUGCUUAAAAUCCUGAUCCUCUUUUGGGACUCUCUCACUUCUCCCUGUGGGUGUUUAGGCAUAAAGAGGAAUACUCCAAAAGCUUGACGUUUGGGUGACUAAGUCUGUAGUCUGUAGUAUAUUUUGCUUUCAUAAAGAUUUCCUUCUAAAUCUCAUAUGUUAGCAAGGCUGCUGAGUUUCAUUACUCAGUUACAUUUCUCUCUGCUUUUCUGAAACCCUCUAUUAACCUUGGGAUUAUAUUUAAAUUUAAUUUUCAGGUUUAAAUUUCAGCAGGAUAAUACCUGUGUCCAGUUGUGGGAGGGGGAAAAAUCAAUUACAACAAAUAGACUAAAAUGCCAAAUCUAAUACAUAAAACUCAGCAGUGGGAUGAUGAAAUAUAAGCGAUGAAAUGUUCUUUUUGCAGAACACACCUAUUUUCUAUAUUUACUGCCUUGAGGAAAAGUGGAAAUAGGAUGAUUGCAUUUUCCUGAUUGUUGGGGGCUGAUUUUUAAGCUGUAACAUUGAAAGGAUAACUUUCCUUUUCUUCUUUUAAUUGAAGAGACUGGCAAACCAGACCUUGAGCUCCAUCUUAUCCUUUAGGAUUGUAGAAGUUUGUAAUAGCAGCAUUAAAACUUCUCCAAAUGGAAAACAAAUGGGACCAUCAGGGUGUGGAAGAACCAGGAGGGAUAACAGGAGAUGAGCUAUAGGAAAAGCAGAUGCUGAUUAUGGACACCCAUAACAGGAAACAAGAUGAAACAAAAUAAAGCAAGGGGCAUCCUAAAAAAACAGACAAUCUAAAGAAAAAGAAAAUAUUCAAUGAUUUGGUCUGGUAGGGACCUAAAAGAUCCAACUCCCUCUCCUCCCUCCUUAAGCUUGUAUGCCACAAGCUAUCCCAGGUUGCACAUCCAACCUGGCCUUGAACAUUUCCAGGGAUAUGGGACAUCCACAACUUCCCUGGACAAGAUGUGCCAGUGCCUCACCACUCUCACAGGAAAGAAUAUCCAAUCUAAAUCUCUUUUUAAUUUAAAACCCUUGUCCUAGCACUAUUUACCCAUGAAAAAGCCCUUCUCCCUCUUUUUUAUAAGGCCACUUUAUGUACUGGAAGGCUGCAGUAAAGUCUCCCCAAAGUUUUCUCUUCCCCAGGCUGAACAACCCCAGCUCUCUUAGCCUGUCUUUGUAGGAGGUGCUUGAGACCCCGAUCCUCUCUGUGGCCUCCUCUAGGCUCACUUCAAGACAUCAUCCUCAUGUUGAGGACUCCAGAACUGGACACAGUGAUCCAGGUGGAAUCUCUCAAGGGCAGAGUAGAGAGACAGAAUCCUCUCCCUUGCCCUGCUGGCCGUGCAGCCCUGGACAUGGUUAGCUUUCUGCACUGUGAGCACACAUUGCCAGGUUAUGUCCAGCUUUUCAUACAUGGCAACCCCUAAAUGCCAGUAAGAAGGACAAACCCUCUUCAGCAGCUUCCAGGUAAAAAGACUAGAUAAGCAAGACCUAAUGCUUCAUGAAAGUGGAACCGAUAUGAAGCAGUACAAGACUCUCCAAAAGCAGCACCUGAAGGCUAACCUAGGGAUGAGGAGAUGGUGGGGGCUGAUAAGCUGGCAUCCAUUUCAUUGCUGCAAGAAAACUUGGCCAAAGCACUGUGAUAUAUGUGGGUAUAGGUAAGUCAGAUAAUUUAACACAGAGCAUGGCACUUGUAAGAAGGUGGGUGUCAGAGUGUUGAUGUAUGUUUUAAAAUAUAAUUACUUGCCCCUUCUAUAGGUGUUGGAUUGAAUUUUGCUGCACUGCUGCUAGUGAGAAGCAAUGUUAAUUACCACAAAAUCUCUGGCUUAAGAGUUCAACUACAGGUCUCCAAGUAUAGUUCCCUGCCUCACUGUUAAUUUGUGUGCUGUCCUGAACCCAUGAAUAAUCACAUAUGUCAAAGCUCAUGUUUACCCUCUAAUUUGUUUACAUCCUUCCCUGCUAUCCCACUUACACAAAGAAAAAAAAUUCUGGCUCUACCAGGAGAGGUGAUUGCCCUCUUCUGUUCUGUAUCAGGUAAAAAAAUCAUACCUGAGAGUCUGGUGACACAUUGAGAAGGUAGCUGUCUCACUGCUAGGAUAACUUCCAGAAUGGGUAGGGUUGUUUGGAGUUUAUUUUAUUUGUUUCUUUGGGUAUGUUUUCUUUUUUUGUUUGAAAAGAGUUCUAAAACCAGGAUAAAAGUGUUCAAAAAAUGUGAGAAAACUUAACCUUCCUGGUAUUUCUGAACUACUUAGGGAUUUUUUUCUUAUUUUGAAAUGUAUUCAUAAAAACUACAAAAUGGGAAGAUCUGAGAAAAAUGCAAAGUUUCAGCUGUUUCGUAACAUGCCCUGACAUUCCUUUUAGAUAUAUAUAUAGAAGAAGUAUAUUCUGUGUAUGCAUAUAUACACAAACAAAAAGGACUAGGUUUUCUUUAUUUUCUUGAAGUUGAGAACACUGACAAAAAUCCCAGUCUGGAAACCCUGAACUGAGAUCCACACAAUGUUACUUAUCCUCCUUAUCUCCAUUUUUUUUGUUUUUGUUUUUGUCUUUUCUAUUGAGAUAAGGCUUCCAGGAGCAGGCCUGGCCACCAUCCAGGCCUGGAGCAGUGUUCAGCACACAGGAGCCUUUCUUGCUGAGCCCUGAAGCGCUACUCCGAUAGCAGGCUAAAUAACUAGUAAAAGGUGGAAGGUACCCAAGCCCAGCACUGUCUUUAUAAACACCUUUAUUGUGUCUUGUGUCUUGAGAGGUUUCUGGAGUGUGUUGGUGAUACCCUCCUGUAUAGAUGAAUUGGCUGAUGAGGGAAGAUGCUCUGCUGGACCACUUAACUUACAAACAAGGCAGUAUUGUACAGAUGUGUGAUAACUGGGGGCAGCUUUGGCUGGCAACCCUGGGAGAGUGGAGUUCAGGAUUCUGAGAAGAGGGAAAAAGGCAAAAGUCAAGGUUCAAGCCUUGAUUUCAGGAGAACAGAUUUCAGCAUGAUCCUGCUUGGGAAAAUCUGGAAGGCCCUGGAUGGAAGAGGCAUCAAGGAGAGCCAAUUGAUUUUCAAGAAUAACCUCCUCCAAGUUUAAGAAUGAUCCAUCUCCACAUGUAGCAAAUCAAGCAAAAGCAGCAGGAGGCCUGCAAGGAUGAAUAAGGAGCUUCUGACUAAACUCAAAAAUAAAAAAAGAAAUACAGAAAAGAGAUGCAAGGGACAGGUGACUGGGGAUGGAUAUAUAUACACUAUCUGAGCCUUGGUAAGAUCUGAUUAUCAAAAUGAUUAGAGAGAUGCCCCUGCCCAAAUUAAGGUGCAAAUGAAACCAUAGACUGAAGUGAAUGUAUGAUUUUAUUUAACAGUAAACGUGAGGCAGAGAGAGAAAGAAGUAUAAAAAGAGAUGAGAAGGGAGAGAGAGUGUCAAUCGAUUAAGUAGAAAAAUGUCACUACUCCAUGGAUUGCAAUGGCAUCCCAUUGGUCCUCUUCUUGUCUUCCCAAUCACAGGGUCCCGCAAAACUCAGAUUCAGUGGACUAAUAUACGUUCAGACCAGGUGGGAGCACCCAGGUUCCUCCCAUGGUAUCUUCAGAAAGAGAAAGAAUGAGAAUCAAUGGAACUACAGGCUGGCUGGCAGGAUUCCUCGGGCAGAGCAUGCAAUCAGUUUGCAGGGAGCAGCCGCAGCCACAGGAAAGAUGCAGAAGCACAACCAGAAGGAGCACCUCUACAAGCUGCUGGUGAUCGGGGACCUGGGAGUGGGCAAAACCAGCAUCAUCAAGCGCUAUGUCCACCAGAACUUCUCCCCCCACUACCGGGCCACCAUCGGGGUGGACUUUGCUUUGAAGGUGCUGAACUGGGAUGCUGAGACUGUGGUACGGCUGCAGCUCUGGGAUAUUGCGGGACAGGAAAGAUUUGGAAACAUGACCAGGGUGUAUUACAGAGAGGCCAUGGGGGCAUUUAUUGUCUUUGAUGUUACAAGACCUGCAACAUUUGAAGCAGUGACAAAAUGGAAAGAGGAUUUGGACUCUAAGUUGGUUCUUCCAAAUGGCAAACCUGUGCCAGCAGUCCUAUUAGCAAACAAAUGUGACCAGGGAAUAGAUGUUCUUAUGAACAACGGCAUCAAGAUGGAUCAGUUCUGCAAAGAGAAUGGGUUUGUGGGCUGGUUUGAAACAUCGGCCAAGGAAAAUAUAAACAUCAAUGAAGCUUCCAGAUGCUUGGUGAAACACAUAAUUGCUAGUGAGAGUGAUCCAGUUCAGUCGGUUGAACCAGAUAUUAUAAAACCACACUUGAAUUCCUCCAAGAUUGUCAGUUGUUCAUCUUGCUUUAAAUCCUAAGAGACUUCCAGACUAUUAGAAGAGCUGAACAACUAUGAUUCACAAUUUAUGCUUUAUUCAACGAAACAAGCCUGCCCACAUUGUCCCUAAGCAGAUUGUAAUUUUCUCAAAAAUAUAUUUAAAUUUUUCUUUUUUUUUUUCAGCUAAAAUUUAUUAUGAGGUGUUCAUUGAUAGCAACUAUUCAAAACUCUCUAUGGCUAUUGGUCAAGUAAGACUCACGGUGAUGGCUGUGUUUUCCCAUUUGGGUGUUACCGGUCAUAUCAAAACUCAUUUCUUUGUCAUGAGGUUUCUGAAAAUUCAUAUUUGUGAUGGGCUGCAGCAGCACCCUACUUGUCCAUUGAUUUCCAGGAUGUUUUGUCAAUACCUUGACCAGGCAAGCGUCAUCAUUGCACUCUUUGUCACCCCUCAAACUUGAAUGAUCUUGUUUCAUAUGAGGAAGAUUAUGAUGAAAAUGAAAAUUGAGCUGUUCAGAAAGAGACACCAAGAAUGCUCACAGUUAAAUAUUUCCAUUGCAAGUUCAGUCUCCUGGAUGUAGUGACAGGACUGAACAUGAAGGAGCAUUUCACAUCCUUCACUUCUCCAGAAGAUCUGAGCUUCCGAGUCUGAUGAAGAAUUGGUUGCCUCUUUCUGAGGAGUUGAAUUCUCAUAGUUGAUAGAAUUAUCUUAGAUGAAGCAAAAUGGAACAAGUCAAGAGUAAGAGAUGACAAAACAGGCAAUCAGGGGUAGAGUUGCCUGGGUAAGCAGAUCAGGGUUUUCAGAAAGAGUUAUUGAUUCUUUAAACCAGCAUUUCCUUUAGAAAGCCCAUAUUGAUUUUUUUCCUGUCUCUGUCAUGCCACAGAUAUCCCCAUGUGUUUAAACUGUGUAUUCUGUAAGUCCUAACAUGCAUCCCUUCAUUAUGUUUAUUCUCAUGGAAAAAUUCACUAUCCAGACUCUAAGAUACCAGCAGAACUUUUCAGGAAUCCAUCUGUGUUGAGUAGAAGGGUAUUUGCUUUCUGAAAACAUUCUUCUAAAAUGCAUAUGAAUCAUCACAGGAAGCAAGCAAAAUGAAACAGUCUUAAGAGACACUCCUGGAAGAUGUGAAGAAUUUAUUGAGCCAUAAUGUGGAAAUGAAAUUGUUGAUUUUCAGCAUCUCACAAAAAAUGCAAGUUGGUGGAGUCUUUCAGAGAAGUGUGUAAAGACAAGAAGUCUUGACAUCUGGCUGCAAACCCUUCAAGACAAACGUUGCCUCUAUCUUGCCACAGAAAAAUCACUUGCAUUUUCUGUUCUUACUCAGACUUUUCCUUCCUAAGCUGUGAAUUCUCAGUUGCAGGAGCUGUCUUCAGAGAUGAGUUCCUCUUCUUAUAGAGGUGUGACAGCAUGGAAGGGAGGAGACAAAAUCACAUGCUGCCGUAUGUUUGCAGAUUUCACUGCAAUACUUUACUGGACGCUUAGUUGGAAAGGAAGGAGUGAAAAUCUCAGUCUAGUGAAUAUCUGCUGCAUAGGAAAAAUGAAAAAAAAAAAAAAAAAAAAGAAAAAUUCCUCAAGCUGACCUUAUACUGUGAACCUAUGAGGUUCAUGUGCCUGUAAAAUUAAUCCUACUUGGCAAUGUAAGGUGUAUGUUUGGACUCAAAGUUCUUUUCCAGCCUAAAUGAUUCUGUGACUUUGUGCCUUUGCCACUAAAUGCUCUGUUACUAUAUAGGCACUGCAGACAAGAGCUAUGUUUCACUCCCUGGAGAACCAGGCACAGAGACAUAGCUCUUUAUGUGCUCUUCCUAAAGUCUUCCAUUUUUCUCACAGAAUUUUGGAAUAAGAAAGCAAGGUCUCCAUUUUUAAAAAUAAAAAUUCAUGUCCAGCAUUAAUCUGCACAGACAUAGAUGUAUGGAUACAUAUGUAUAAUGAGCUGGCUUUUUUGAGAAUAAUUCUCAAGUUGUCUUGAAUGCUGUGUCUUCGUUUAAUACCUGGGUUAAACAUUCUUUAACUCCUGCUGUGAUCUGUGUCAAAUACCUUAAGCUUCCUGCCUCAGUUUCCUCAUCUGUAAAACAGGGAUCUAUGUACACACCUACCUCACAGCACUCCCAGAAAGUUACUGUUGGUGCCGUGCUUUGGGGAUGCACGUUCUACAAAUGCCAAGCUCUGAUACUGCUCAGAACGAAAUAUGAGUGCCCUCUAGCAUAAAUACAUGGUGCUGUAAAGCCUUAGUGUUCUAAAUCUAUCAAAAGCUUGCCUGUGCUACAAAAAUUAUCUUCACUUAUUCCACCUCAGUUAAGCUGGUCAAGGUUAUAAAGCAACGUGUGACUACAUGGGCUGAUCAGAUUGGCCGCAGAUGGUCGGCAAACGGAAACUGUGGCUGCACAGAUGUCAUGGCACUCAUUUAAUAAUCUCAGCAACAAAGCUGCAAUUCAGAGCUAGUGCCACAUCAGUUGUUUCAGAUUUAAAGCAUUAUUUAAGUCAAGUCAUAUAGGUGCCUUACUAAGGAUAACACCUCAUAUCUUGAGACAACACUGUGGAGACUACAAGGAACUGGAUGCUUCAGAUAGCUUCUAAAGGGCUAAUUUUUCAUGGGUUGAGCCCCGUACUCCACUUAUGAAUCUGUAGGUCUCAGGUGAAGCAGAUGAAAUUGCCAUACUUUUAUGCCCAACUCACAACAAACCCAGCAGUUCCUAAUGUGCUGUGCUUAUCUUCUUAUCACCUUCAUUUGGUGGCUUCUAGCAAUAUCACUAAGCAUAAUGGGAAAUUCCACAAGACUUUGAGAGCUAUGGCGAAUGAUCUGGUAUAACAGUAAUUAAAACAACCCUGCAUAAAUAAAACACUUAAAUUACAUAUAGAGAUAUUUUUGUUCUGCAGUCUAUUGUGCAAUAAAUCAGCUUUUAAAUAUGGGCUCAUUAUCUGUUCCAUAAUGUUUGUCAUGUCAGGUUCCACUGCAGUCACUUCUUGGGCAGAUUUUCCAACUCUGGUAGAUGGAGGACAGAGUGUGGCCAAUUGCUAGACUAAGGAAUCAAAAAUCAGUCCUCCUUAGGAGGUUACAUAAUUACAUAUAUUCAUUUUUAUUUGUACUAAAGUGAUAAAAAUCUGUCAAGGAUUUUUCUAUACCUCAAUAAAUGUGUGAAUGUAACCUGAAUAUCUAGCAAACAGAGCCUUUUUAGAGGAGGUUGUUGUAGACAGGUCAGAAUAAAAGCUUUAAUUUAGAAUUAAUGAGCUCAGUUUUUUGCCAAUACCCUUUCAGGAAAUAUAAAGUUUAAUUAUACUGUGUCAGUACCUAACAGCUUGGAUUUCCUUGGGUUUUUUGAUACACUCUGUGCUAUGUCCUCUGCUGGUUACCAGGGAUGAGGCAUCUUAAUCACACAUCCAUUUCAAAACUAAACAUUUUCCCAUUCUGUUUGCAAUAAGUAAUGAAUGAUGAGUCUCUAUUGCCUUGCAAAUGGGCAAAGGUACUGAAAAGUGGAAUUAAAAUUCAUUUUCAUUGUAGGUCUCCAAAUAUGCCCCUCUGGAUAUCCCAACGCUUCAAACCACAUGUUGAUGAGCAAAGGAGGUGCUGGACAUGAGAGAUCACCCCAAAACACUCAAAGAAAACAGUGAUUGAAACUCUUCACCCCCAGACAUCUGCAACACUAGUAAUGACAGAAUGUUUUUCAUUUUCUGUAUUGAAGCUCCAUACAAAUAAAACAUCAUGACCCUAAAUACUUUGGGUAGCAUAGACAUAUAUGCAUUUAGCUUGAAUUGUUGUACAUCAAUAUUUUAUCUUCGUAUUUCUUUUUCUGUUUUAACCUACAUGACUCUAUAAAAUGGGGAGGGAGGGAGGGAGGGAAGGAGAAUGUUCACCUUUAAACAGCAGUGUUGUUUUACUUCUUGAAACACCUUUUCUAGCUGGAUGAAGUGAAACUGGUAACAGAUGUGAGAACUGAAUUUAGUGUCAAUUACCAGGAAACAGCCAAUCAAAAUAUGUUUUACUGCACCAAUAUUUAUGCAUGUGACUGCAGGUUCUAUUGUAAUAAAAGAUGGUAUUUCUGACAAAA
Taeniopygia guttata (zebra finch) is the source of this 12284-nucleotide messenger RNA. It is a transcript of the gene RAB38, whose product is annotated as RAB38, member RAS oncogene family. Gene Ontology annotation, molecular function: GTPase activity; GTP binding. Gene Ontology annotation, biological process: endosome to lysosome transport; phagosome-lysosome fusion. Lineage: Eukaryota; Metazoa; Chordata; Aves; Passeriformes; Estrildidae. The record is from RefSeq and is a predicted model, not a curated record. Gene Ontology annotation, cellular component: Golgi apparatus; trans-Golgi network; phagocytic vesicle.